Messenger RNA from Echinococcus granulosus, 1182 nucleotides. Its product is annotated as inner dynein arm light chain, axonemal. NCBI's taxonomy places the organism in Eukaryota, Metazoa, Platyhelminthes, Cestoda, Cyclophyllidea, Taeniidae. The transcript has 8 exons. Bases 1 to 1182 code for a protein of 393 amino acids. The record is from RefSeq and is a predicted model, not a curated record. Gene Ontology annotation, cellular component: axoneme. Gene Ontology annotation, molecular function: dynein heavy chain binding.
AUGUGGUCAAAAUCAGCACUGGCUCAGGAACGUAAACAUGUUUCAUACACAGGCAACGUUACUGACGAGCUGUAUGAAAUUUUUAAAAUGCUAAGAAUCAGAUACAGCAUUUCGCCAUCCAGGAAACCAGUGAGAGUAGCUAUACCUUGCGAAGAAAAGGUUGAGGACUGCCUCUUUGUCAAAUACAACACACCUGUUAGAGUUGAAAGGAAAAGUUACCUCGAAAAUGAGCCGGAAACCAACGAUCGCGUGCGUGCAGACUCUCCAAAAGUAUCGGCAUCAGAUAUCCCUGCAGACUUCUGUAAAAUGAUGAUUUCCACAGACAAGCCAGCGGACGAAAAGACCAUGAAGUUGCUCACGCAGGAGUUUCCGAUGCGUGUCAAACGGGUGGGGAAUGACGUGUACGCUUCCACAGUGCGGGAGACUCAGACCUCGCCCAUGGAACUAGCUGGUCUCCUAAACGACCUUCGUAUGACUCUCAAACAACGAGCGGCCAGAGCACGUCCCCUGUGCCAUGUUCGUGAGGAAACACUCCACUGUCUUGCCAGAGAAUUGCUUAGGCAGCUUAUAAUUGACUGUCCAGAGAGGGGCCUACUGUUCAAACAAGUUUUGGAGGAACAUUACAAAUACAUCGAAUCUUACAAAGUCCUUAUGCAACACAAUGAUGCUUUCAUGUGUCGGAAGAAUCUCCAGGCUUUUCACACCAGAGGUACUCAACUUACAAAAGUACAGUACCUAGAGGACGAAAUAGAUGUCUUAAAACACCAGGCGAAGGCGCUGAAGGAGGCUGCGGAUAGGCUAGAGAAGAAGUACCAGGAGGAUAGAAGGAGCGCUGAAAGUCAAAGGCAAAAUGAACUGCGCUAUCUUCGUCAGCUGGGGGAACAACUCAAGGUUGCCAUUCUAGUCGUUAUUUUUAAAUCGCUGCCUAUGCCCUUCAGACACGAGGCGUCUCAUUCCUUCUUUGUCAUUUUGAGCGGAGUGCCGAUUCGACGAGGUCUGUACAGGGAAGCCUUUGGCGACUGGAUGGAUGAGGUGGAUGGGGAGGAGGGGGAUACCCCCAAAUUCGCUCGAAUGGCCCGCAUGCCCAUUGAUUUCUCCUUCAACAGUGACCUCGCGUUACUACGGCGGAUGAUUAACGAGAAUAGACUACAUGGGCACAAACUGUUGGCUUUUGGAAAGUGA